CGAGCAAAGAUGCAACUCAAUCUUGGAGCGAUAUUCCUGGUCCUGCUGGGAGUCCUUGCCACGGCUCCUUUCACACUUUGCGAGCCCCAUCGCCAGCAGGGACCCAUUUUCGAUACGAGGCCGUCGCCCUACAAUCCCAAUCCCCCGAGAGGUGGCCGUGGCUACUGACAACAGGACACAAUGCUCAAUAAAUGGGAUCGGGAAUUCAGACAACGUUAACACAUUGAGUAAUUUAAUGCAAUUAAAGGAAAACUGAACAUCAAAAGCAUGACACUGUGUGAUUUAAUUAACUCUGAGUGAGGAAAAAUACAGUGUAUUGCUAAUACAUUAAUAUAGCUUGUAUAAAGAAGUUUACUUAGCGUUUUGUCUUUAAAAAAAUCUCUACAAAUCUCUACAAAUUUACAAGUGAUAUAAACAAACAAUAAAAUAAUAAAUAACUAAUGCAGAAAUAAUAUAAAUGAUAAGGGGUUCUGAACAUGAUCAAGUUAAUAUAGAAUCUUUCUUAUCUUCAUAAUUAUUAUUAACAUUCAAAACCUCAUCCACCUCAUACAAUAAAUAUAAUAGUCCCACGUCUAUAUAUACCAA
Drosophila serrata is the source of this 585-nucleotide messenger RNA. It is a transcript of the gene Mtk, whose product is annotated as Metchnikowin. Gene Ontology annotation, biological process: antibacterial humoral response; antifungal humoral response. The record is from RefSeq and is a predicted model, not a curated record. NCBI's taxonomy places the organism in Eukaryota, Metazoa, Arthropoda, Insecta, Diptera, Drosophilidae.